This is a messenger RNA of Acipenser ruthenus (sterlet), 522 nucleotides long. Its product is annotated as small integral membrane protein 11-like. Lineage: Eukaryota; Metazoa; Chordata; Actinopteri; Acipenseriformes; Acipenseridae. Bases 108 to 329 code for a protein of 73 amino acids. The record is from RefSeq and is a predicted model, not a curated record. The transcript is spliced from 2 exons.
GUUGACUGGAACGCCAGUAGGAAGUCCCGCCUUCAAACAAAAAAAAAGUGUAGGUCAUAGCUGCUGCGUUAGCUCGAGAUUGGAGGUACGUCACACGUAAAAGGAAGAUGCAUGAAUUUAAUUGGAGGGCUUUAGACAACUUCCCUGUACUGCUGUAUAUUCUAGCAGCCAAGACGCUGCUCCUCUGCUUGGGCUUCGCAGCUACAAAGAUGUAUCAGAGCAGGAAAGCAGAGGCGGCUUUGAAGAAGCAACAGGAGCAGAAGAGACUGGCUGCAGCAGCAACAGCAGAGCACGAAGAGAAGGCAGACACUGACAAGAAAGAGGAUUGAGCCCCUGCUGAGGUGGGAGUGCCUUGUGUUGCUGUCGCACUAGAGAGCUCCUCUGCAAGGAAGGGAAGAAGAUUGUGAGCCCUGCAGACUGGCUCUGGCAUUUAAACUGCUCAUCAAGAUGCUGAUGGUUUCUCAAAGUGUUUUUAACCCAACUUCAAGUGCUGGCAUUUUAAUAAAUGUGUGUUGAAUUGUA